Pan troglodytes (chimpanzee) is the source of this 4723-nucleotide messenger RNA. It is a transcript of the gene GPR55, whose product is annotated as G protein-coupled receptor 55. The record is from RefSeq and is a predicted model, not a curated record. Gene Ontology annotation, biological process: positive regulation of Rho protein signal transduction; phospholipase C-activating G protein-coupled receptor signaling pathway. NCBI's taxonomy places the organism in Eukaryota, Metazoa, Chordata, Mammalia, Primates, Hominidae. The coding region runs from base 1078 to 2037 and encodes 319 amino acids. The transcript is spliced from 2 exons. Gene Ontology annotation, molecular function: cannabinoid receptor activity. Gene Ontology annotation, cellular component: plasma membrane.
GGAUGAAUCACCCAAAAAACCCAGGAGUAGUUUCUAUUCCUGUAGACACCUGAAAGUCCCAGCACGCAUAGCUUUUAAAAAUUGCUUGUGUUUGGUCCUCCGACAGGGCCUCCCAGCACCUCCAGGGCAUGAGAGCUGCAUCUGCCGGGGUAGUUUCAGCCCAGCCUUUCCUGAUGGGCUGGAAUCUCUGAGGGCUCCCAGGUAAGAGCCACCCAGGCCCACGGGUGAGUCUCAGCCCUCCCAGCCCUGAAGGUGGGAGAUGCCAGGGAAAUCUCUGCUUGCAGGGCCCUAGGAAGCCACAGGCCCAAGGCUGCCUCAAAUCUCUGUGCAGGCCUGGGACAGAGAAGCCGAGGCUGGGGAACCUGUGGGGCCCCACUGACCAUUCUUGCAGACACACAUGCAGUGGCUGAGGUCUCCUCCGAUGCUAGGCACGCAAGUCCUAACCUGCAAGUACUAAAUAGCACCACCUUCCUUUCCUUUCUGUGGGCAGCAGUUUCAAAUCCUAAACCCCCGAAGUGCUGGAAGCCACGACGGCCUUUGGCAGGUGCUGAGAAUGGCUGCUCCUGUGUGGUACCCCUGUUAGGGUGUCUGGGGUGCGUAGGAGGCUUCCUCCUCCAGAGGCUUCCCAGGCCUUGACACAUGCAGUGUGAUUUUUGGCUUUUUGGUUUUUGUUUUGUUUUUUGGAGCUGCGGGAGGGGGGCGUGCAGAUCUUCCAAGAGGGCGGGAGAGUGUAGACCCUCCUCCUGGAAACCGCUCCCCAUGUCCACACUCUAGUUCCACGCAGCCUCUCUGUAGACCCCAGAGCAAGAGCCCCUAGGCCAGACAGGGUGACACUGGAGCGGCUCAAAGAGCAUCUGGUCCCACCCCUUUAUUUCACUCACAAGGAAGUCGAGACCCAGAGAGGGGAAGUGACUCUCCCCAGAACAGGCUGACAGCCAGGCCUGGAGGAGAAAUGACAUCUCUCAGCCCUCUCAGCUGCACCAGACCACCAACAGGUAACAGCCUCUGGGCCAUUUAGAGAAACGAAGGCAUGGAGCCUCUAGCCUGACCUUGCUCUUGUGGACUGCAGGAAGAAACAUGAGUCAGCAAAACACCAGUGGGGACUGCCUGUUUGACGGCGUCAACGAGCUGAUGAAAACCCUGCAGUUUGCAGUCCACAUCCCCACCUUCGUCCUGGGCCUGCUCCUCAACCUGCUGGCCAUCCAUGGCUUCAGCACCUUCCUUAAGAACAGGUGGCCCGAUUAUGCUGCCACCUCCAUCUACAUGAUCAACCUGGCGGUCUUUGACCUGCUGCUGGUGCUCUCCCUCCCGUUCAAGAUGGUCCUGUCCCAGGUACAGUCCCCCUUCCCGUCACUGUGCACCCUGGUGGAGUGCCUUUACUUCGUCAGCAUGUACGGAAGCGUCUUCACCAUCUGCUUCAUCAGCAUGGACCGGUUCUUGGCCAUCCGGUACCCACUCCUGGUGAGCCACCUCCGGUCCCCCAGGAAGAUCUUUGGGAUCUGCUGUACCAUCUGGGUCCUGGUGUGGACCGGGAGCAUCCCUAUCUAUAGUUUCCAUGGGAAAGUGGAAAAAUACAUGUGCUUCCACAACAUGUCUGAUGAUACCUGGAGCGCCAAGGUCUUCUUCCCGCUGGAGGUGUUUGGCUUCCUCCUUCCCAUGGGCAUCAUGGGCUUCUGCUGCUCCAGGAGCAUCCACAUCCUGCUGGGCCGCCGAGACCACACCCAGGACUGGGUGCAGCAGAAAGCCUGCAUCUACAGCAUCGCAGCCAGCCUGGCUGUCUUCGUGGUCUCCUUCCUCCCAGUCCACCUGGGGUUCUUCCUGCAGUUCCUGGUGAGAAACGGCUUUAUCGUAGAGUGCAGAGCCAAGCAGAGCAUCAGCUUCUUCUUGCAAUUGUCCAUGUGUUUCUCCAACAUCAACUGCUGCCUGGAUGUUUUCUGCUACUACUUUGUCAUCAAAGAAUUCCGCAUGAACAUCAGGGCCCACCGGCCUUCCAGGGUCCAGCUGGUCCUGCAGGACACCACGAUCUCCCGGGGCUAACGGAAGGACAUCCUGUUCAGGGGAAGAAAGCCCUGGCCCUGAAUUCUGGUAACGGACAUCGCGUUCCAGGGUUUUGAUGUGGUGGGAUGAUCCGCACCAUCUUCACUGAUGUGCUUCCCUUUGAUGCCCAUUGAGUGCCAGUUUUGCUCAUUAUACCCCAAAGACCUUUUUUCCACUGCCUAGACAGCUUAUACCACCCAGUGUCCAGGGAUCUCUGAAGAACCCACAGACCAGGUGAAUUACUGAUUUCUAAGUCCAAAAACUAUAGAGCAGAAGAAUUGAGAAAGAGAAUGAGACCAUGUCAACAAGGCUGUUUCCAACUCUCCCCAUUUUCCUGUUCGACUGGGAGGUUCUGGAAAGAAAGAGAGAGAGAGAAAGGAGGUAAAGGAGGGAGCCAAGAGAGUCAGUUAUGGGGGAGAGUGUCUUGGGCAGAGGUGGGGUGGUAGGGAUGAGUGAAGCCCCUUUUUAGUUUGGGUGUCCCAGAACAGAGCAGACUUGCAUUUUCCAGUCCCUUCUGGAACUGUGUUGCCAAAAGCCUCACUGAGAUGACAGCAAGAAGGGGUGGUGUUGGGGCUGGGCAAGUAGUAUGGAUCACCCCAAGUUUCCAGUGAGCCUCAGAAAGGUGAAGGAAGCCAGCCACACCUUUCCGUGCCUGUGAGAAGACUGCAGAAUGACUGAGUGGGGUGUUGAUGACAUCCAAGAGCCAUGAGGGGGGAGAGGAAAGGACACUCCUGGGGAAGGAAGAAGACAGGCCCAGGGCUGGAAGCACACAGCCCCUCCCCCAUCACCAUCAGGGUGUCCACAGCACGGAGUGUUGGUGCUGGCCCAGGGUGAAGAGAGACAGUGAGAGACGGCCUGGGAGCGGGGAGACCCCUGACCUGCUUUCUAUCUUAAACAGACUGGGAAGUUGCUCAUUACAGCUAGCUUCCUUGAAAACAAUGGCAAAGAAUCAGGCCUGCCUUGGUUCCACCAUAGGAGGGUGGAGGAGGUGCUGUCUUACUCACCUGCAUCCUGGCUGGGCAGCUGGCACCCGUGGCACUGCCCAUGGAGCCGUCCCUCCCUGGCAGCUGGGAGGGAGAUGAGGCAGCUAGGCACAAGGGUGUGGCCUUGAGAAAGAAGGCAAGGGGGGUCCCUGCAGGUCCCAGGAAACUGUAAACAAUUGAGUCACGCCUGGAUGGCUUCUCAACGGAUCUGGAGGAGGAGUGCAAGUGACAGCGGAAGCCUCCCAAUGACUCAGCUGCUCCGGAGAGUGAAAUGAUGAGAAGGAUCCAUUGUGGGGUGGUUUUGCAUGACAGAGCGAGUGGGAUGAGGAGUAACUGAUGAGACUUCAUGUGAGCAAGGUCUUCAGGAGGAAAAGCAACUGAGGUCUACUUGUAGGAUCUGGGCUCAGUGGGGGCUGAAGGGCUUGGGAGGGGUGGCGACCUGAGGGGAAGAAGAGAAGCAUUUGGAUAAACCUGGACCUGUGGGGAGGAGGAGGAGGAAGAGGAAGAGGAAAAGGAAGGGAAGCUGAGCAGUGGCCCUAGGCUUGAAGCCUGCAGGGAGUGCAGGGUGGGUGGGGAACCUGGCUGAGCUGCUUCCUGCCUGAGAGCUUUCCCAGCUGGCCUAAGAGCCAUGGACGGACAGGAGUCGCCUUCUCAGGAGUAGCUCCCGCUGUUGCUGUGUUCAAGUGGCACCCUGUACACCUCCUCCUAGGUGGAUGGAGGGAAGGGUGAGGAAGAGAGCGUCAAUGAAGGGGUGGAAGUGGAUGUGGAGGAGUGACCAGACCAGACCAGACCAGACCAGAGGGAUCGGAGGCUCAGGCCCCCUGAGCUGGGCCUCUAAGAACCACAGCCACAGAGUCAGGCUCUGCAGACCCAGAGGUAAGGCUGCCUGGCUGCCCCAAACCCCAGACACUCCUCUCCUUGCCUGCAGGCUGCCCUCUCCAAUGGCCACCCUAGACAGAGACACCACCCGUGAUACUCUGAGGAAGCCAGACUUUCGCAUGCAACAGGGCAUUUGGGGCUGGUUCGGCUCAGUGUCCAUGGGUGGUGGAUUUAGUGACCACCCUCCUCCCACUUCUUUCUCUGCACGAGGAGUUGGGAGCCUGCCUGGUGGAGUUGAGUGAUGCCCGUCAUGUGCACUUGGGUCUACCAAUGUGCUCAAGGCCAGAUGGGCUUCCUAAGAGACAAGGGUGGGUGGACCUAACCACCUAUCAUCCCCAGCGAUGUUCAAACAUAAAAUCGUAUCUAUGUGCAGCAUGACUCUCUCCAGGUGACAGAAAGGGCUCUAGACAGCUGAGAGGAACUGAUCAUGUAGGGAGGGACGGGGAGGGGAGCCAGGACCCAGGAGCUGCAUGGCUGUAAGAGGAAGGUCCUUGGAGGGUAUCAGCAGUCUCAGUGUGAUGUGACAACUAUGGACCUGUGGGUGUGCCCUGGGGACCCCUGACCCAUCCCAAAACACUGUGGAAAGAAGGGCCUCUUCUCCGUGGGGACCCGUGUCUGCGGGAGCGGGCACAGGUCCAUGCUGCAGGCCACUACGGCUGCUCGGCAGGAGGGCCGAGAGUUUGGACCCACAUAGCUGCAACCCAAGCUGGCCCAUAAUCAGCAGUGGGGCCCAGCAGCACAGGAGGGGUGGACGGUUAGCACUGGAAAAAAUGACUUGAUUAAUCUGAUUCGCCAAAUAAAUAGAUUCAUGUGAUGCCUUGUGA